Molecule: messenger RNA, 2733 nt
Organism: Pelodiscus sinensis (Chinese soft-shelled turtle)
Lineage: Eukaryota; Metazoa; Chordata; Testudines; Trionychidae
Gene: OSGEPL1
Product: O-sialoglycoprotein endopeptidase like 1
Biological process (GO): tRNA threonylcarbamoyladenosine modification
Cellular component (GO): mitochondrion
Source: RefSeq, a predicted model, not a curated record
UAACCGGAAUUUUUAGAUAACCACAACGCCCUAAUCCCCCGAGCGUGCUGGAUAACACAGGUUUUACUGUAUGUUGAAAAAAUUAUUUUAAGAUAUUCAGAGAUAAUUAAUAGGAUGUGUCCAUAACAUUAACCAUAUCUUGUGAUCUUUUCCUGUUGUAACUGUUAUUCUUCCAUGCUGAUUUCCUCCUUCCUUUGUUUGUUAGUCAUAUAAUCUUGAAUUAAAUCUAUUUUUAUAAUCUCUUCAGGGCAGAGACGUGUCAUUUUAUUUGUAAAGUACGAGGGUCAGAUAUGGUGUUACAUAAAUUAGACACAAUGGUAAGAGCAAAAAGGAGAAAAUGCUGCUUGGCAUGUUCUCUUCUUUCCUGCUGUUUUUCCUCAGGUGAUGUCUUAAGGUAGGGUUUCCCUAAAAAGUUAUCUAACCAAGAUACUUGUGCAGAUAUGGUUUGAAAGAUCCCCACUCUUUCAUUGAAUGGGAAGCAGUGUAACUAAGGGAGGGGAUUGAUACAUUUUUUUUUCUCCUGGUUGUGCCAUGACAAGGCAAGAUUCUUAAUAUCUUUUUAUCUCAGUUUUCCCAUCUAUAAAAUAAGGAUAAUGACUGUAGUAGUUCAAGAUUUAUAGAGGAAAAUAUACUAUUAAUUAUUUUAUUAUUUUGGUAUAGCUAUCUUAACUUGUUUCUUUUCUCUUUUUUUUCAGUAAUGCUUCAUUUUCCCUGGCUGGGUGCUUGACAUUAUGUCAUAAAUAAAACAGCAUCCUUGAAUUGUUAGCGAAUGCUCUUGAAAAAAAGUGUAAAAUGUGAUACCAACAGUUGGAGACUCUGAACAAAAUCUGUUUUGAAACAUGUUUUGGCUGCAGUUCUUUUUUAGGAAUGCUGCUAUGCAGAAGAUUUUAUCAACAAAUAUUGUCUCCAGAUGCACUUCAAAAUCAGCUAAGCAUGGCUGGUCUGUGUGUUUAAGAAGCAUUUUCUUUAACUCUGUCAAAUACUGUCCUCCUAAAUUAGUUCUGGGCAUAGAAACUAGUUGUGAUGAUACAGGAGCUGCUGUGGUGGAUGAUAAUGGCAACAUCCUAGGAGAAGCUCUACAUUCUCAAAAUGAAAUCCAUUUGAAAACAGGUGGGAUUAUUCCUCCAGUGGCACAGCAGCUUCACAGAGAAAAUAUUGAGCGAAUAGUAAAAGAAACACUCUGCGUCAGCGGAAUCUCUCUAGAUGAACUAUCUGCUGUUGCAACUACAGUAAAGCCAGGACUCGCUUUAAGUCUUGGAGUGGGAUUAGAAUAUAGUUUAAAGUUGGUGGACAAGUAUAAAAAGCCUUUCAUCCCUAUCCAUCACAUGGAGGCACAUGCACUUACAAUUAGGCUAAUAAACCAAGUGGACUUUCCUUUCUUAGUUCUUUUAAUCUCUGGAGGCCACUGUAUCCUGGCAGUAGCACAAGGAGUUUCAGAUUUCCUGCUGCUUGGACAGUCAGUGGAUGUAGCACCAGGAGACAUGCUUGACAAGGUAGCAAGAAGACUCUCUCUAACAAAGCACCCAGAGUGCUGCAGCAUGAGUGGUGGGAAAGCUAUUGAGCACUUGGCCCAGCGGGGAAACAGGCAGCAUUAUGAACUCAGAGCUCCCAUGAGACAUCAUCCUAACUGCAAUUUUUCCUUUUCUGGAUUUCUUUGCAAUGCCACUAGAAUAAUUAAGCAAAAAGAAAAGGAAGAAGGUAUUUUUCAAAGUAAGAGAUAUAUAAAUUGUGCCUGUUUUGCAGUUUUAUUUGGGAAAAUGCAUUUGCUUACAAUUUCUACAGGUCUACAGGAGGGCCAUCUCAUGUCCUGCGUUACAGACAUUGCUGCUGCAAUACAGCAUGCAGUAGCACUUCAUAUUGCUGAGCGAACACACCGGGCCAUUCUGUUCUGCAUAAAAACUGGUAUCCUAUCGCAAACAAAUGCAUCCUUGGUUGUAUCAGGAGGAGUUGCAAGUAACCAGUAUAUCCGAAGAGUUCUGCAAACUGUAACCAAUGCAACCAACUUCAAUUUGCUGUGUCCUCCACCCAAACUCUGUACUGACAAUGGUGUUAUGAUUGCAUGGAAUGGCAUUGAAAGGAUGCGUGCAGGACUAGGUGUGUUACAUAGCACAGAUGGCAUUCGCUAUGAACCAAAAGCACCUCUUGGAAUUGAUAUCUCAAAACAAGUCAGAGAAGUUGCCAUCAAGGUACCAAGGCUAGAAGUGAUGAUUUGAUGCAUGGAUUUUAAAGGAAGAACUUAUUAAAAUGAAUGCAGUUAAAGGCUCAAUAAAAGUUAUUUCAGAAUUGUUACAUUUACUAUCUGUACUCAUUUUACAAUUGUAGAGGAUUAUCUAUUGUAUGCUGUGAUGCCAUUGAGAUGUUUCAAAUUACUAAACUGAAGUGGGGGAAAAUCUGUAGCUAUCAAGAUGAAAGCUUAAAAAAGGAAGAAAAAAUUAACAGCAAUUGUAAAUGAUCAUGUUUGAGCAAAAGUUUCUCUAGCAUUUGUCCUUUUUGUAUUUUCUGUGAAUUUAUUCAUACAAAUAGCAUGUAUGCAUAAAUAUAUUGCAAGUGUAGCCUAAUAAAUCCCUUGGAAAAUCUGAGAAUUAGGAGCCUAAUUUCCUUAGAACCAUCCCUAAUAAAUAGAACUUGAAUUUUUGGGUACACUUAAUGCCAUUGCUUAUUGAUUUGUUUUUAAAAGAAUAAGAAUAAAUACUGUAUUAACAUAUGUGCGAUGAUAAAAUCAUUUCCAAGUUU